GCAUUGCGCAACGAUGGCCAGUAGCAAGGUGCGCGACGUGCUUAUCGUCGGCGGCGGCGUCAUGGGUUGCUCGACCGCCUACCACUUGGCCGCCAAGGCCGCGGGCUCCCUGCGCAUCACGGUCCUCGAGCGAAGCUUUGCGUACAAGCGCACGUCAGCCGUGCUCUCGGCCGGCGGCAUCCGAAUGCAGUUUUCGGAGAAGCCCAACAUUGAGAUGAGCCAAUAUGGCCUUUCGUUUCUGCGCAACGCACCCACGGCGCUCGCCGUGCCUGGCCACGACCCCGUCGACGUCAACUUUGUGCAGAACGGGUACCUCUUCCUCGCGACCGAGAAGGGCCAAGCGACCUUGAGCAACAACCACGCCGUCCAGCGAUCGGUGGGCGCGCCCGUCGAACUCUUCACACCCGAGAAGCUCUCACAGCGCUUUCCGUGGCUUGCCACGAACGACAUUGUCGCAGGGGCCCUCGGUGUCCGCGACGAAGGCUGGUUCGAUCCCUGGGCCUACCUGACCGGGCUCAAGCGCAAGUGUGCGCACCUCGGUGUCGAGUUUAUCGAAGGCGAACUCGAUGGCCCGAUGACCGUCGCCAACGACACGAUCGAGCGCGUCACGAUCAAGACAACGAAUGGUGACGGCGUUAGCAUCACGCCGGGACACGUCGUCAACGCCAGUGGCGCAUGGGCGCAAUGGGUCGCCUCGGCCGCCGGCGUCAACGACCUGCCUGUUCGAGCGAGAAAACGCACCAUUUUCGUGUUUCAGUGCCCCGAAGCCGCCACGUGGACGGGCGACGCGUGCUCGCCGCUCGUGGUGGAUCCGUCCGGCGUCUACUUUCGCCCGGAAGGCUGCUCGGGGCAGUUUAUCUGCGGCGUUUCGCCCGACGCCGCGAACGACCCGGACUGCGAGAGCGACGAUGUGCUCCAACCCGACUAUGCGCUCUUCGACGACGUCAUUUGGCCCACGAUUGCGAACCGCGUGCCGGCGUUCGAGGCCAUCAAGAUGGUCAACGCGUGGGCGGGAUUUUACGACUACAACACGUUCGACCACAACGCCAUCAUUGGCCAACACCCGGACCGCAAGAAUUUCUACUGCAUCAACGGCUUUAGCGGUCAUGGCUUGCAGCAGUCGCCGGCCGCCGGGCGAGGCAUCGCCGAACUCAUCCUCGACGGCGGCUACACGAGCCUCGACCUCUCGUGUUUUGGCCUCGAGCGCGUCCGCGCCAACCAGCCAUUUUUUGAAAAGAACAUUGUGUAGAUCCCCGUACCGCGACUCGAGAAACAAAUUUCCUCGCAUCCUCCAACAUCUCUGCGCUUUGGUCGCAUGAAGUACGAAUGUGAAGGAUUGAUUGUAUGACGC
This is a messenger RNA of Saprolegnia parasitica CBS 223.65, 1351 nucleotides long. RefSeq lists its product as hypothetical. NCBI's taxonomy places the organism in Eukaryota, Oomycota, Saprolegniomycetes, Saprolegniales, Saprolegniaceae. The record is from RefSeq and is a predicted model, not a curated record. Bases 14 to 1249 code for a protein of 411 amino acids. The transcript has 5 exons. Gene Ontology annotation, molecular function: oxidoreductase activity. Gene Ontology annotation, cellular component: cytoplasm.